AUGGAUCUGGCAGAACAAGCACAGUACAUCGCUGACCCUGUUGCCGUUAUUAUUGCAGUCGGCGAAAAAGAACCCACAGCCUUGAUAGAAUCACCCACAUUGGGACGCCCUCUUCCGGAAACAUUGUCUGAACGUCAAGUGGAUAAUUUACUGGAAGCACCUGAUGUUAUUGACCCACUGGGUUUACGUGACCGCGCCAUGCUAGAAUUGCUGUAUGCCACUGGUCUGCGCGUUUCCGAGCUAGUGACCUUGGAAAUAUCACAAGUUAACCUACAGCAAGGUGUGUUACGGGUAAUGGGGAAAGGCAAUAAGGAGCGCCUUGUGCCCAUGGGCGAUGAGGCAGCCGAUUGGAUCCUACGCUACCAAGCUGAGUCUCGCCCGCUUCUGAUACAAG
Priapulus caudatus is the source of this 394-nucleotide messenger RNA. RefSeq names its product tyrosine recombinase XerD-like. The record is from RefSeq and is a predicted model, not a curated record. The transcript is spliced from 2 exons. Gene Ontology annotation, biological process: DNA integration; DNA recombination. NCBI's taxonomy places the organism in Eukaryota, Metazoa, Priapulida, Priapulimorpha, Priapulimorphida, Priapulidae. The annotation marks the transcript as partial. Gene Ontology annotation, molecular function: DNA binding.